AUGAACAAAGUAAAUAGCGAGGAGCUCGUUGUCAUCAGACAUAUGCUCCAAAGUGGGAUUCGUUUGGAUGAAAGACGGGCUCACGAGCACCGAAGUUAUAAGACAAGAGAAGACAACCUACCACUUUACGAUGCUAAUGUAAGCGUGUCACUGGGCAAUUCGGAGCUGACACUAUACUUCAGAUACAGCGAAACAAGCAGGAUUGUAGAAACUGAUAUGCAAGAUAGUAUCAGUUUUGACAACUUUUUUGUCAUAAAAGAUAGAUUAUACAAAUUAUUUGAUGUGUUCAAGCUCGGUUGCAUUGUUGAAUACAAGGUAAUUCGCGACGAUGGAAGUUUGCUGAGCCUGUUCUACAGCGCUUUUGACAGAAUUUUGCGCAGUAUUAAAUUACCGUAUAUAUGCGAUAAUUACGAGUUUGUGAAAGAUAAAAAUGACAAUCUUGUGUUUAAGACAGCUAAUUCAGAUUAUUUUGUGAAGAUGGAUAGCGUGAAUGCGAUUACAUAUGGGCUUAUAGAUGACUUUUGUAUCAUCGACCCUACAUUCGUGGAGGAACAAGCUUCUGAUGCUGUUCUGACCGUGCUACACCAGGGUGAUACAAUGAAUGGCCUUUAUUUAUUUUCAGAGCAUGGUAUUGCCUUGGAAACGCUCAACAGGUUCCUGGAGAAUGAUCUGUUGCCGAAAUAAAAGCGUAUACAUUAGAUACUGGUAACCGGUCACGGAUAGGGCGAGCCAAAAUGGUUUAGAAAUUUACUAAACGACAGAAUGAAAUAUUCAGGGCUUGAAAACUUUUUCUGAAAAUUGUCUCGUAACAAUUUUAACAGGUUAAAUAAUACGUUAAACAACGAAAGUACUUUUAAUAUCUCGCACAGAUAACCUUAUGGACCAAAAGACAUGCCCACUACUUUUCUAAGAUCGAUAGCAUUUCCUCGAUAAUCUCUAUUUCUCUGUUGUCUACACCUUCAAUUUCAAAUUCGAACUUCUUAUUGAUGAGAUCACACAAUUCAUUGUCCAUGUAAAUGCCCUCGUGUACGGUAUCAAACAGCUUCAUACUGUUUUCAUAGUUAAACGUGAUGAUCUCGCUCGAUUCUCUGAUGUCAUCGUUUAGUUUGUUUAUGUCACUCCUGAUACUCACAACUUUCUCAUAAUUCUUGUUCAAUUCGGGGUCCUCAACCGUUGUCUUGUAGGUCUCGUACAAAUGCUUCGUUCUCUCAUGCUUCAGUUCAAUGUCACGGUACGCAGUUGGUUGUAUAUUUAUGUACUCUUCAAUAUUUUGGAUAACCUUUUGAGUAAAAGGAAUUAGCUGUCCUAGCAACGCCUUCUUUUUUUGCUCUGCCAGCAUUGUGGGGAUUAAAGUCUUUGGUGCAAUGUUUAUCUUUUCUAUCUUUGGAACACUUGCCAAC
Messenger RNA from Vavraia culicis subsp. floridensis, 1400 nucleotides. RefSeq lists its product as uncharacterized. The transcript has a single exon. Lineage: Eukaryota; Fungi; Microsporidia; Pleistophoridae. The coding region runs from base 1 to 684 and encodes 227 amino acids. The record is from RefSeq and is a predicted model, not a curated record.